UAGGAAACCACUCCUGCCAAAAUUACCAGCCUAAAGAUUCUGUAGUCAAUAAAAGAUGGCAACACGUGCAUAUUUCAUGAAGUCAGGUGCUGCCAUCUUUCAAUAUUAUGAUAGCCUCGUUUUGGUUCACAGCAUGUUGACUCUAUUAUCACCCAUUUGAAAACAUUUUGGUUCAAUUGGUCAUAAAAGACGGCCACAAUGACAUCAUUAGCGAAACAACUGGAACGUUUGGCCGUGCCUCAGAUUCAAGCAACACUUGCUGAUGACAGGCAGAAGGCCUCCUUGUUAUUUGAGCCAACAGAAGCCGCACUCAUUGAUAAGGAGACAUUCUAUGCAUUAGGUGUAAAUGGUUUGGAACAGCUUAUUAACCUUGACAAUGUAUUCAUGACAUUCGAAGACACAUUAUUCAACAAGUCUUCAAUCACCUUCCAAAGGAGCAUUCAAAUGAAAGAGGUGAAUGAUCGACUGGAUGGUCAGAUUAAAGAAUUCCUCUUAAGAGUAUCUCCAUACUUUUUGAUGACCCCAGCCCAGAAGGCAAUGGAGUGGCUCAUAUACAGGUACCAGAUGCACAUCUACAACAUUGAUGAACUUUUGAUGUGCAUUCUCCCUUACCACGAGACAAAGAUAUUCACAAGGGCGAUCCAGCUCAUCAAACUUGAUAACCCUGCCAGCAGGUGGCACUGGCUGUCUCCUAUACAGAAACCUGGCUUCCCACUAGCGAGAUCUACAGUUAUCAACCACUGUGCCAAAGAUCCUUCUUUCAUGACGUUUCUUUGCGACAUGAUACCACAGUACAUGAAGGUGUAUGGAAAAUUGAACACAAGACCUAUUCAGGUAGUUUUCUCAUUCUACGCAACAACCAUACUUGGUGCCCUCCAAGCUCAGCCAGUCACUGACACCAUCUUGGCCCACAUGUUGCCGUACCUGACACGAGGCUGUAAAUCUAAGUGCACCGACUAUCAGGCUGCCACCUAUAUGAUCCUGGCUCAGUUAAUGACCGUCACAAAAGUGAAGUUCUCACUCUUAGAGAAACUCAUGCCUGCCUUGACCAAACACAUAAAGUUAGAAUUAGCCUCAGAAGUGAUUGGGACUCUGGUUGUUAUCUGCCAGACACAGAAAGUGGAGAAACUUCCCAAAAAGACAUUCAAGCACAUGUGUAAGCUGCCUGGAGUAUUACAACAUUUGGAGAAUGUGUCAACCAGUUCAGUUAGUGACAACCUCAUUGGUCUGUUCCUGGAGAGACUCAUACCAGCUGCUCUAAAAGGCGACUCAUUGAACUACUCUGCCACCAGCAGUGAUGGGGAAAGUGAAUUAUCUCAGGGACCCCCACAGUACGCCUCCCUUCUUCUGAAUCUACUAACUGACCUCCCACUUAGCCAUGAUGUCAGCCAUAAAGUAGCAAAGACUUUACUGGAGGCCUACUUAGAUAAGAUGUCAGAGGAAAUGGGGGAUGACGAAUCAGCAGUGAAUGAGAAAUUCAAACCUCUACUUAAAGCAAUGCAAUCAAGAUAUCCUGUUGCCAUGGAUCUUACUCUUGAAGAAGCUAUUAAGGACCAGGAGAAGGACUAUGAUCCCAAGCUCCUGAGGGAGUUCUCUAUGCUUGGCUCUGCAACUGCCUUACACUCAUUGAUGCCUAGCUGUGAUUCUGGCCUUUUUCUCAGUUUGAAACACCCUACAGCUGCUGUCAGGAUUCUGGCAGUGAAGCAUCUUGGACAGCUGUUGAAAGAGAAACAGGUUGAAAUUGGUGAGGAUAAAGACUCAUUAUGUUCAGCCAUUUUGGAUAGACUUCAAGAUGACCAGCCUGAUGUUGUGCAUGCUGUACUCCAAUUGGAACAGGUACUGUUUGAUGUAUGUGAGGGCCAGAUUGAAGAGCUGUACAAAGUACUGGAAGAUAUCACCACAAAGAAUGAACAACAAACUAAAUGGUCCCAAGUCAUUAACCUCAUUCUGGAUCUGCGUCUGAACAAGGACACAAGCAAUGUAGAGAGAGGGACCAUUGAGAAGAAAACGCUGUUCAGUGUGUUGAAGUUCCUAUAUAUGACAAAGCUGAAUGAAGCCAAUAUGACCAGAAUGACUCUGAUUGUGAAGUCAAAGUUUGUGGCUCAACAUCCACUUCUCAAAAAUAUAUCUAAAGACUGGCUGAAGAUUCUUAAGUCUGGCAAAGACAAUAUGAACAAACUAAUCAGCUUGAAUCAGGCUGUUGUGCAAGACAUGGCUGCUGCAAUUGGUCAAGCAAACCAGAAGUUCUAUCAACAUGUUGAUGACUUAUGUGAAGCAGGGCACCUUCAAGAAGACAACCUUCCACUAGUUUGGUUAAUACUGUGUAUUCUCACCCACCCAUCCACCAACAAGACUCAGAAUGCCUUCCAAGGGUCACAUGACCAAUCUUCAGCAUUUGGAUUGCUCCGUAAAUUCCUGGAAAGGUUCACCAAGAAGGACAUGUUCAUAGAAGUGAACUCCGAGAAGCAGCUCCAUGUUGUCUGCACUGAAAGCAUUGCUUCUCAUGGUCACAUACAUUUCAGUGCUGUUGUGUUCCUUCUGAAGCAAGUAUUAAAGGGAAUGGGAACAGCUAGCACAUCUUUAAAAUCCCAGACAUGGUGGGACUUUGUUGACAGUGAAGAGAACUCAAAGUAUAUUCCAUGUCUUCUGGAGUUGUUCGACAUUUUGCUGGAGUGGUCAACUGUUAAAGGCAACGUCUGCAAACCUGCCUUCCAGGAACUGAUUCAAAUGUAUUUACAGACUUUCUUCCCUGAGGAGGACAAAAGCCAACUGUAUAAGUUCCUGAGUUAUGUUUGGUCCACCAAUGGAAGAUGGAAAUGGUGUGAGACACCAGGCCCUGUGAGUCCAGUAUUCCAGGCCAGGGCUCUUUAUAUAGGAUCAGUCAUCAUAGGAACAAACCCUAAGCUGGCAUGGAAGUCACACACAGUUCUAGCCAGUCUGUUGGUUGCCCUGUCUAGCCCUGAGGCACAGAUCAGACAAGGUGCCCUCCAGUGCUUGGCUGAGAUGGAGAAGGGAUCACCAGGAACAGCCUCUAUGUAUCCACUUGUGAAGAAACUGGUCAUCUGCCAGGAGGAAAUAAUAGCAGAUCAGACAUACGUUAAACAGGCAGUGGGAGUUCUAUUUUAUAAUCUGGAUCCUAACAACCAAUCCAAACAAACACCUAAACGUCAGAAGAAAGCUUUGGAGAGACGGAAUGCCCUUGAUGCUCUGUUGGAGGUUGUCCUGAAGCAAGAUACCCCAGAUUACAUCCAGGCCAACCUGUUAGAUGUGCUGUCUGUUGUCAAUGGAAAGAAUGUGUUGAGUCAACUGAUCCCCUUACUAGAUGCACUAACUCAGGUGAACAACACAACAUUGAGUGAGUACCAGAGAGCAUCAAUAGAGCAAAUCAUUCAGAAAUACACAUCGGAAACUGUGCCAUUGUUGGGUGAAAAUAAAACUUGUUUGGAGAUAUUACUGAAGUGUUUGCAUUUGAGUGAUAGCUUUACUUAUGGCGAAGGGUGUAACAGAAGAACAUAUCCAUCCAUUCAACAGCUGGUGUUGACACAGCUAUCAAAGGAGACCUAUGCAGCUUUCCCGGAACCUUCUAUACAGCAACGUAUUUUAUCAGAUUUGAUUGAUCUCUGGAGUUCCUGCAAAGAUGCAGAUGUUGCCCUUCAUUUCUCCAAAUGCAUUAAAAAGUUAUCAUUCACUGCUAGGGAGAUAGCUGUAGAGUUGAGAAAGUUGGAGUCACAAGAGGUUGUUACCAGUUUACGGCAUGCUAAAAAACUUAAAAGAACUUCCAAUCAAAAGGAAGAUAAGGAGAAACAGCAGUUGGAUGGUGCUGCAUGGAAACGUGUAACUCUCAUUCUUGAGCUUUUACAGUCAAAGAAGAAAUUACUUGAAGGAGAACUACUGAUCCCCGUGUUAUUUAGUACACUAGCAAACUGCCUGGAGGUUGAGACACAAUCCCUCGGCGAGUACCAGAAGCAGUUGAUCCUGUCAUGUCUCCACAAUGUAUGUACACAGCUGGCCACAGAGGGUGAGAGCAAUGUGUUGAGCCUGCUAGACACCCAGGAGUUCAAUGUUAGCCUACUAGUGCAAUGUAUUAGGACUUCAGAGAACCCGCAGACCCAUCACCAUGCACUCCUAGUGCUCUCACUCGCUGCAGGACUUUUCCCGGACCAUGUGCUCCAUAACAUCAUGGCCAUAUUUACAUUCAUGGGUGCCAAUACUAUGAGGCAAGACGACACAUAUAGCUUCCAAGUCAUCUUUAAAACCAUUGAGACUGUCAUACCAGCUCUGAUUAUGGCAAAUGAGAAAAGAGGUGUAGAAAGUAUUAAGUUGAACACAGUGGUAUCUGGGAUCAUCCAAGUAUUUACCAAUGCCUACCCCCACAUCCCCACCCACAGGACACUGCCAUUGUUUGAGAAGCUGCUCCUGACUGUAGGCCCCCAGAGGUUCCUUUGGAGCACAGUGCUGUUACUCGUAGAGAGUCAUAUCUCCAGGGCUGCUGCACAACCCAAGGCAGCAGAGGAACAGGAGAAUCGAAAAACUGGUGAACUUCCUGCAGAGAUGGAUUUUGUUGUGAAGUUGUGCUGUCAAUUUGACCCAAGCAUUAUUGUUGAGAGCUGUGAGAAAUCACUUAAGUAUCUACGAUCUUUGCCUGUAGAUAAAGAAGCGGCUACUAAAGUGGCCACUCCAGCCAGGUUAAGGAAGAACACUCCAGCAGGGAAUAGAAAAGAGCAGGAGUUUGUCAUAUUUGACAUGAACAACCACUCGUCCAGACAUUUCCGUCAGUUCCAGUACAUAGCAGUCAACCUGGUCAUUGCUGUGUUGUCGUGUGAGGAGUUCAUAGGAAAGGUUGCUAUGUUAGAUGACACCUGUAGUAUAGAAAUAGAGCCAUUGUACCAGUCUCUACUGGAGGAAAACCUCAAGUUUAUGCACCGUGUGGCUCAAGUGACAGAUGAGCAGUCUCAGACACCUGCUAGCAAGUUCUGGAGGAUUUUACUACACAAGGCAUAUGAUAUACUAGAUAAGGUUAACUCUUUGAUGCCUGGCAAAGUAUUUAUCCAAGUGGUGUCUGGUCUGAUGGCAAGUGAACUCCCACUGGUGAGACGUAAAGCAAUGGAACUUCUCAAUGCUAAACUGUAUUGCAACAAAGAUGCAUUCACUGAGGAACAGGAGAGUAAGCUAUUAGAGAUGGUUGACCAGCUUGUGUUUGUUGCCAAGACAGAGGAGACUGCAAAGGGAGAGCCCAGUGAACUUGCCAUCAACAGGCAAACUGCACUGUUCAGUCUUAAGAUGAUAUCUAAAGUCUUUGGGGAAGACAAUCCAGAGACUUUUAAACCUGUACUUGCGGCAGUGACUACAUUGUUCUCUAAGGAGGAGAGCAACCCUCAGCUUGCAGCCAGUGCACUGCAAUGUCUAGCAGAGCUAUGUGACUCAAUGGGACCUCACACUCUUCCUUAUAUGGGAAAGUUCAUGCCCGCAUUGUUGAAAGUCCUGAAGCAUCAAGCAGAUGGGAGCAAUGAACUGUUACAACUCAGCGCAGUUACGGCACUUCACAAAGUGCUCUUCAACCUCCAUAACUUUAUAAGCCCAUAUUUGGCUGAGGUCAUCAAGAGGGUCAUUGCAAUAUCUAGUGCACCAAGCAAGGAGUCCAGUGCAUACAGAGUACAGUUGCAGUUACGAUUAAAGGCAGUCAAACAAAGGAUAGCAGCAGCCAUCCCAGCUAGAGUGCUAGUUCCAACCAUAGAGAGCUGCUACUCUAACAUUGUGGAUAAAGAUGUUUCAAGAGUCCAAUCUCUCCUAGAGAUCCUUGGCGAUCACAUCACAAAUCUCAACAAGGAAGAUCUGAAGAGCUACCAUAGCGCCAUCUUUAACUUUUUCCUAGUGGUGCUUGACUACAGAGUUCUCCAUACUCAGAGUGAAAGUGCUGACUUAGAUGCUGUUGAGGCCAGUGCUAGUGAGGCUGUUAUGUCACUUGUUAUGAAACUGUCUGAGGCAUCAUUUAGACCAAUGUUCUUCAAGCUGUAUGACUGGGCCACUAGGAAUGAUGCCUCUACAGAGAGACUGUUGACAUUCUACAGACUUGUUGAUAGAUUUGCUGAUGGUAUGAAAGCAUUGUUCAAUCUGUUUGCUGGCCAUAUUAUCAAGAAUACUGCAGAUCUACUUGACAAGACUAACUGCUCAAAAACAGAUGAACUACUCUACAAGGAUGUUUCAAAGAAUGUUCAGUUAUGUGGUUACAUACUAGAUACACUGCACAAAGUGUGUAGACAUGACACAGAAGGCUUUUUGAACAAGGAGAGGUUUGACACACUUAUGCAGCCCUUAAUUGACCAGCUUGAGAAUGAAGAAAUAGGAGAGGACCUUUAUGAAGCCCAUGUUACAGAACAUCUUGUCCCUUGUAUUGCUCAGUUUGCUGUAGCCAUUGCUGAUGACUCCCUUUGGAAGCCUAUGAACUACCAGAUAUGUCUCCAGACCAGACACUCCUCCUCAAAGGUGAGGUUUGCUGCCUUGAGGGUACUACAGGCCAUAGGUAAACAGCUGGGAGAGUCUUACAUGGUACUGCUACCUGAGACAAUACCAUUCUUAGCUGAACUCAUGGAAGAUGAAUCCCUGCAGGUUGAGAAUUUAUGCAAGGAGGUUGUGGGGGAAAUGGAGAAAAUACUUGGAGAACCACUACAAAAAUACUUCUAGAUACAUAUGAUACAUAACCUUAGAAAAAACAAAUAAUAUUGAGAUGUACACUGUAUGGAAACUCCAGGGACUUUAUUUUUAUUAAUGUAAUAAACAUGGAUUGUUACAUGGAUGCUAUCUUACAAAGCCAACCUAAAGCAAGGCCUAGAGAAUCAUCUGAAACAUGAAUGUCAACGAUUUUAAUGCCUUCACAGGACAUGGUCCUUGCUAGAAGGAAAAGGAAUGGGUGAAGUUUACUGGGUGAUUUUUUUUAUUUGGAAUGCUGCUUAACUCAUUGGACAAUUUCAAUGUCUCAAUCAAUAGAUCUCCCAUUUGAGCUAUUUCCUUCAUUACUUUGCAUACUCAACAGUCUCUGAUCUGCUGCAUUGAUGAAGUGUUAUAUUAUGAAUAACAUAUUUGACUGUCAAUGUACUAUUAUGAUCAUGAAAUAUAUAUACAAAUGUGAAACGA
This is a messenger RNA of Owenia fusiformis, 7131 nucleotides long. The record is from the annotation of a GenBank genome assembly. NCBI's taxonomy places the organism in Eukaryota, Metazoa, Annelida, Polychaeta, Sabellida, Oweniidae.